Molecule: messenger RNA, 13263 nt
Organism: Pocillopora meandrina
Lineage: Eukaryota; Metazoa; Cnidaria; Anthozoa; Scleractinia; Pocilloporidae
Source: the annotation of a GenBank genome assembly
AUGAAAAGUCGAAGGCCCAGCACCCGAAGCGCAUCAAGUCGAACUGGACUUCUUGAUUCUCCAGGAAGAAAGAUACUCUCUGAGGUCCUUCUUGUCUGUGAGUUGUUGAUGUUCAUUACACUCACAGCUUUAACUGGUGGUAAACCGCCUUCAACAUCGACAAAUACUCAGAAAAAAACACCUCAAGUACGUAAGCUAACAUUCAUAUACUUUUAGUUUGUAAUUUUCGUAACCGUUGAGACAGUUUUUGAAGUUCACAUUGUGAACUCGUGAUUUGCUUUGUUCGGUCGGGAGAAGGAGAAACUCAUUUGGGUUGAUCUCUCUGAGCUAAGUCUAUCGAUAGAGUCAAAUUGUAUAUUCAAUAAUUUCGUGAUAUCUAAAAUAAUAAACAAUCUGAGAACCUAAUGAAAUUAAUUCCAACACACACGACUGCUAUUUGAGAUUGCUCGCAAUCUGAUACUGUAAAGUUUCCAUCGUUUGUUCAUAACCUAAAAAGUAUGCACCUGACGUCUUGUAAACAGUUUUCGUGCAGAUUAGGAAUGACAUCCAUUGUGUGAACGAGGUCGCUAAAAGCCUGAAAAACUAAUUAAUGAGACAAAGCAUGAAGGCUUUUCGCAAUACUGUUAUAAGAUACAUCAUCUCAGUUAAUCCUAGUGAGUACUGUAUUAGUUCCCUAGUGGCGGAAAGACGCAAAGUAGCCUUUGUGGUACACAAAAGGACGCGUUAAGUAGAAAUAAAUUGGAUAAAUACACAGCGGGGGGUAGUUGUUAACAGCACAUAUACCCUGCCAGCUGUACCAGAACGGACUAAAUACAUCAAGCUAACUUGACAAAUGAGACGAGGAUCCGUUCAAGAUGUCAAUACAUUUGUGCCUAAUAUUUGUUUGAUCACGCGGAUCGUAAAUAUCAAGAGUCAAAUGUUGAAUUAUUGAUCCAUUUUUACCAAUUAAAACUUCUUUGGGAAGCUUCCAGGAGCUUGUGUGGAGAAUUUACACUGGUAUCAAAUGGGUUCAAAAGAAAAUGGUGCAUGUGUAACAAGAUUACUUCAUGUUUCUAAAUAUAGUUGUUAAAGUGUGAUAUCCUGCAGAGACUACAGUAUUGGUUUUGCUUGCUGAACAUUACAUAAACAAUCCUUUAUUUGGGAGGGGUGAGCAGCUUUCCUGUUUGAGAUAUAAAGCUUAUGCAGAAAGCCAACUACACAUGAUGUGCCUUUUUGCCCAUGUUUGCAGUCUGCAAGAGUUGCUCUUUAUUUUCUAUGUCAUCUAAUAAAUAAUUUAAUGCAGAUUCUCCUUUUUUUCUUCUUCACAGGAAAGAUAGCUAAAUAAGCAUGGUCCAACAGCAACUAGCUGACAUUGUGGUGGCAGGCAUGGCUUGCAGACUUCCAGAGUCAGACAAUGCAGAGGAGUUCUGGUCACAUCUGAUGAACAAGGAGGAUAUGGUGACAGAGGAUGACCGACGCUGGACGCCUGGACUUCAUGGCCUGCCAAAACGUGGUGGAAAACUCAAAGAUAUAAAGCACUUUGAUGCAACCUUCUUUGGUGUUCAUGCAAAGCAAGCCCAUAGAAUGGAUCCUCAGUUAAGAAUCUUACUCGAAUUAACAUAUGAAGCAUUGAUUGAUGCUGGCAUUGAUCCCCAGACAGUUCGUAAUUCCAGGACUGGUGUCUUUGUUGGUGCCAGUGGCUCUGAAGCUUUUGAAGCUUUCAGUGCAAACACUGAAGACAUUGUUGGCUAUGGUAUGACUGGUUGUUCCCGUUCAAUGUUUGCUAAUCGUGUGUCUUUCACGUUUGACUUCAAAGGACCAAGCUUUGUUUUAGACACUGCUUGCUCCUCGUCACUGCUUGCUAUGGACUGUGCAGUACAAGCAAUCAGAUCAGGAAGUUGUGAUGCUGCUAUUGUGGGUGGCGUGAGUCUUACAUUGAAGCCCAACACUUCUGUGGACUUCUUAAAGCUCAACAUGUUGUCCCCUGAUGGUGCAUGUAAAUCAUUUGAUGUGAGUGGUAAUGGGUAUUGUCGUUCUGAGGGUUGUGUUGCCAUUUACCUGACCAAGAGAUCUGUGGCCAGGAGGAUUUAUGCUCAUGUUGUUAAUUCAAAAACCAAUUCUGAUGGCUACAAGACACAAGGUAAAGACAUUAAAGGUGUCAUACUUGUACUGUUAACAGAUCAGACUGUCACUGCAGCUCCAAUGUUUAACCUUUCUACUUUUCUGUAUCUUGAAUAUCAAAAUUUUUUCAUAAAAUAUUUAUUUAAAAACUUAAGAACCUAGAAUUCAGAUUUGAUGUUAAAAAUCAGGUGAAAAGAAACAUUGAGUUGAUGCUGACUCUAAGUAAUGGAGAGAGAAUUUCAUUUUUGAACUUUGGCAUCAAUCCUUUGUAACGAGAGAAUGAUUACGUUUAAACUGUUUUAACAUAUUUACUCGAACAUUUAGGUAUGAUAUAGGAUUCAAGAAGCCUGGUUGUAGUAAUCUUGUUAUCUGUCUGUUAGGUGUAACCUACCCAAGUGGAGCUCUUCAGAAGCAACUGCUGGAUCAGGUGUAUCAAGAAGCCAACAUUAACCCAGCAGAUGUUGUUUAUGUUGAAGCACAUGGUACAGGUACCAAGGCUGGUGAUCCCGAGGAGCUGAACUCACUCACAUCUGUCUUUUGUGACAAACGUGCACCUGAAACAGGACCUCUUCUUAUUGGGUCAGUUAAAUCCAACAUGGGGCAUCCUGAACCAGCAUCAGGAUUGUGCGGAGUGACCAAGGUGUUGCUUGCUAUGCAACAUGGCAUUCUACCACCCAACUUACAUUUCAACUCGCCAAACCCAGACAUUCCAGGUCUUCUUGAUGGUAGACUGAAGGUUGGUGACUCAUCUCUUUUUAAACCAUGCUCUGUUAACCCUUUACACCCUAACAUCAGUAUCUAUAUUCUCCAUACUCUUCUCUGUAUGUUUCCUAAUAUACUGACAAGGAGAAGUUGUUAAACAAUCAAAGCUUCUUUGGGUGGCAAUCAUUUCCUUUAUUUUCAUGAUCUUAAUGAAUGAUUCAGCCAUAUUGCUUUAAGGAGAAAUUAGGUUCUAAAGGGUUAAAAGCCACACUGUGUUAGGAAUCAAGAAUGGGAGAGAAUGGUAAAGGGUUUUUUGCAGUUCUACUCACUGAAAGUAUGUUUCCCUGGUUGGAAUAAGUGGUUAAGCUAUGUGAGUCGAAGCACAGGGGUCUUUACAGAGUGGUUGAAUUGAUCACAAUUGAAUUGGUAUUACACUUUUGGAUACCAAAUAUAAUGGUGACAUCAGUACAACCCACUGCUUCUUAAUUGGUUUGUGCCAAGAAAGGAAUAAAUUAGACACAGAAAAGAUGCUUUAGUAUCUCUAGAAAGUAAUAACCUAAGUAAUGAUGUAUAUCAUUAUUGUAUUUCGUCAAUUGUAGGUUGUGACAGAACCCUUGCCUUGGAAAGGUGGCAUUGUUGGAAUCAAUUCAUUUGGAUUUGGGGGAUCCAAUGUUCAUGUUAUCUUGAAGUCACCAGAUGCACCUAAACCUAAAAUAUCUUCAAAGCCCACUCUUCCAAUAGUAGUCCCUGCAUCAGGAAGGACAGAAGAGGGAGUGAAGAAAAUGCUGCAGUUUGCAAGGGAGAAUAUUGCGAAUAAAGAUCUUUUGGCCUUGUUAACAGAGGUUUCAUCCACACCCUUGAAUACUUUCUCACAUAGAGGCUACACAAUUGUUGGAAGUGAGAGCAAUGUUGAAGAAGUCCUCAAGGUACAGUCCAAUCGGCGUCCAAUAUGGUAUGUGUUCUCUGGCAUGGGCACUCAGUGGUCUGGCAUGGGAGAGAAAUUGAUGCAGAUUCCAACAUUCAGUGAAUCUAUCCACAAGACUGCUGAGAUUUUGAAGGAGUUUGGAGUUGACCUUGUCAAGAUUAUUACAAAGAGUGAUGAUAAGACAUACACCAAAACCAUCAACUCUUUUGUGGGACUAGCAUCCAUUCAGAUUGCCUUGGUUGAUUGCUUGAAAGCUUUGGGUAAGGUUUUUUUGUUUGUUAGAAUUUGUUAAAGAUUUUUAGUCAGGGUACUAAGAGCUUAAGUUGGCUCAAAGGCAAACUGGAGUGACUUCAUACCAGAAGUUGGAAAUCAUACCCUAGAUGUAACUUGAAAUCUUAACUAGUAGUAUUUUUUUUUUUGGAUUGUUCUAUGCACAUAAUUGUUGGUAACAACUUCAAAAAGGACCUACAGUAUGACUGUUUGGCAACAGCAAUCCUUAUUGUUACCUAUAAAUUAUUUUCUGAUCACUAUGCAUCUUUUUAUGCCUUCUGCUCAUGGUUGUCCCAAAUUUUGGUUUUCAGGAAUAACCCCAGAUGGAAUAGUUGGGCACAGUGUGGGAGAGCUUGGCUGUGCAUAUGCUGAUGGAAGUUUUACUGCCAAGGAAGUAAUUUUGGCUGCUUAUUGGAGAGGUGAGGUCCUCUAAUUAUAUUGGAUAGGCUGUGCUUGUUGUAAGAUGUGUAGUUUUUAUAUACUACAGAUAAAAUCUCUUUGCCGUGUCAGUUUGAAGAAGAAAUAGUAUAUGCUGUUAUUUGAAAUCAAUUUUUACUCAUGACAACACAAAAAGGGAAACUACAGCAAUCCUUCAAUUAGGGAAGGACAAGCUUUUUAAGUUCAUAAAAACAGAAGUAUAACAUGGGUUGUUUGUUUUGAUUUAGGUCGUUGUGUCCAGGAGGCUAAACUUCCUCCAGGAGCUAUGGCUGCAGUGGGUCUAACCUGGGCAGAAGCCAAGAAGAGGUGUCCUGAAGGUGUGCGACCAGCCUGCCAUAAUGCUGAGGACACUGUCACCAUCUCUGGUGAUGCUAUAGCUGUCAACAAAUUUGUGCAGGAGUUAAAGGAGGAAGGAACCUUUGCGAAGGAAGUGAACACAUCUGGUGUUGCAUUCCAUUCCAGGUAUAUGGCUCUUAUUGCCCCUAUGCUCAAAGAGUCAUUGAUGAAGUUCAUUGUACCAAAGAAGAGAUCACCACGCUGGAUAAGUACAUCUAUUCCUGAAGACAGGUGGGACACUGAGUUGGCAAAGUAUUCCUCUGCAGAUUACCAUGUGAACAACCUGGUAAGCCCAGUUCUGUUCCAAGAGGCACUAGGAAAGAUUCCAGCGGAUGCUGUUGUCAUUGAGAUCGCUCCACAUUGCCUUCUUCAGGCCAUUCUCAAGAGAUCUCUCAGCCCACAGUCAGUUAACAUCCCUUUAAUGAAAAGGAAUCAUCCAAACAACUUGGAGUUCUUUUUGACAGGCCUUGGCAGACUUUAUGCUGGUGGAAUUAACUUUGAUCCAACCUUGAUUACCACAACCAAGGCAUCUUUUCCUGUCCAUGUCUCAACUCCUUCUAUUGCUCCUCACAUGGGAUGGGACCAUUCCCAGGAAUGGGAUGUUCCCACCAUGAGCCGCUUUCAGUUCAGUAGCAGUGGUGGAACAGCAACAUUGUGCAACUUUGAGAUUGACAUAUCACCAUCAUCAGCAGACAAGUACCUUGAAGGACAUUGUAUUGAUGGUCGAGUCCUUUUCCCUGCUACAGGUUACUUGGUCCUGGCAUGGAAGACCCUUGCCAAAUCUGCUGGGCUUCUUCUGGAACACACUUCAGUUGCCUUUGAAGAUGUAACUAUCCACAGGGCCACCAUUCUCCCAAAGACUGGCUCAGUGACUCUAACAGUUCAUCUUAUGCCAGCUUCCAACAAGUUCAAUGUGUCUGAAGGAGACAGCCUAGCAGUGUCUGGCAAAAUAUUUAUGCCAGAAUUGCCUGCAUUGAGUGAAGACUUUAAGGUAGCUCCUCCACUUGAAGAAGAGGUGCAUUUGACAGCAGACUGCAUUUACAAGGAGCUUAGGCUACGUGGUUAUGACUACGGACCCACUUUUCAAGGAAUUUUAGGAGCAAACAGUUCAGGUAGGCUCUCUGACUUCAAUCAAUCUUUUGAAUCCCUCCUUUCUAAGUCCUUUCUGACCAAUAUCAUAUCCUUUUUCAAGGCAAACUUUUAAAGUCAAAUCCACAUUGGCAUGCUCUGAACAGAGUUCAGAUACCACACUAGGUACUUUAAACGUUACCUCCUUGUGUUUCUCAGAUAUAGCUUUUAUUGAUUAAACUUGAACUUUCUACACGAUGGCUACAAGGGCAAUUGUUGUAAGAAGGGCUCAGCGUCUUGCAUCGGGAAAUUUAGCGUCAGCUGUGAUUGUAUUGUUAGGCACAAAUGGUGAACUCAAGUGGACUGGAGAGUGGAUAUCAUUCCUGGACACCAUGCUUCAGUUAUCAGUUCUGAGACUUCCUGGACGAGGAUUGAGGCUGCCUACCAGAGUACGAUCACUACGCAUUGACCCAUCCAUCCACCUGGAGAGAGCAAAAGAAGGUACUUGUGAGGUAAAGGUUGAUCCAAAGAUGGACAUGGUUGUGGCUGGUGGUGUAGAACUCAAAGGUAAGCCCAGGACUUAAAGGUUAUCUUCUAGAUUCUCGUUUCAUGUCCUUUUGGUAGGGAGUAAGUUGCGAAAAGAAUCUGAACGUUGAUUCAUCUUAACUGAACAAACAAAAUACAAUUACUAACCAAUAGUCUCUUGAUCACUUGCUAGGUCUUCAUGCGACCGUAGCACCUAAAAGACAAGAUGGGCAAGUUCCUGUCUUAGAAAAGUUCGCAUUCGUGCCAUAUGUUGAUGGUCCAAUGCCCAAAAGCUCAACUUUGGAAGGUAUCAGUAAAGAAAGCUUCUUCGAUGUUAUACAAAAUGGUCCUCUCUUGAAAGUCAUGUUGGACACUGUCAUCGAGAACAAGGUUGGUCCCAAUUUGAAAAUCAGCGAAGUAGGUGCAGCUGAAGGGAAAGUCUUCUCGCGUGCUGUGCCUUUGUUAAGUCUACAUCCUAUGGUUCAACUAAACUAUACAGCCACAGACAAGAAUGAAGAACUCUUGGGUACCAUUACCGAACUGGCCCCAGAGGACUUGGUUGAGGUUUGCACUUGGGAUGUUUCUAAGCAACCGCCAGGUGCUGUGAACAAGAGUGAUCUUAUCAUCGCCUCAAAUCUGAUUCAUAUGACAUCGGACCUUUCUAAUGCGUUGGAGAACAUCAAGUCUGCCCUCAGCCCGCGAGGUUUUGUUCUGCUGCAUGAAGUUACAGCUAAUCUGGAGGCAGCACGUGCUAUUUUUGGAAAGAACGGUUUCACUCUAAGUGGACAAGAACAGAAGUACUUCCUUACGGAUCAACAGUGGGUGAAAACUUUGCAAGGUGUUGGACUCAAUGUAGUGUCAAUGAAAAGGAUCGGCUCCGUGUCAAGUCUCCUUCUAUGUAGGCUGACGAAUGCCUCUGAGGAGAAACCUGUCUUCAUCGACGUGGAUGAAACAUUCGAGUUUUUGCCCAACCUUCAAACUGCUAUGGCGUCUGGUGACAAGUCACCCAUAUGGCUUCGUUCAUUCACCGCGUCCCCCACAGGAAUAGUGGGCAUGACAAAUUGCUUGCGACAGGAGUUGGGUGGAGAGAAGAUCCGCUGUCUCUUCGCCAGCCCUGAUGAGAAAGCCAAAGUGAUGGAACACUUUGAGUCUUUGGUUAAGCUAGAUUUGGUCAUGAACUUGUUCCAAGGUGGCAAAUUCGGCUCCUAUAGGUACGUACACUCAUUUUGCAUUUCACUCUAAAUGUCCAAGCCAAGACUCUCAUUCGUAAAAACUGCAUCUCUAUUUGAAUUACAAUUUAUUUGUUGUUACGAAUUGUAGUCACACAAUGAGAUCUGAAGAAUAGAUUCGUGACAAUGUUAAUGAACCAUUGCAUUUUAAGUUCAUUAAUUUUUAUCGUUCUUUUUAAAUCUUCUCUUCAGACAUGUUCUUCUCGAGGAUUCGCCAAACGCUAGUGAAGAAACAGAGCACGCAUAUGUGAAUGUACUGACACGUGGAGAUCUCUCUUCACUGCGAUGGAUUGCCUCUCAUUUGAAGUAUUCCCCAAGAACUCAAGGAACCACAGAACUUUGUACAGUCAACUACACUUCCUUAAACUUCCGUGACAUCAUGCUUGCUACAGGUAAAUUGCCACCGGAUGCCCUUCCUGGAGACCUAGCACAUCAGGACUGUAUCCUGGGAAUGGAGUUUUCUGGUAGAAAUCAGAAGGGCGAGAGGAUCAUGGGAUUGCUACCGGCGCAGGCCUUAGCAACUACAGUCAUGGCAGAUCAGCGGUUUACUUGGAAGGUAAUUCACUUGUAAAGCAAAUGUCAAUAGUAGGGUAAAAUGUGUAUCACCAGUAUUAUAUUCUACAUCUCUUUAAGUGUUCUUGUGUGUACAUUCUCUGUUCGCUUGACAUACUUUGGUUUAUAGGUACCUGAAACCUGGACCCUUUUGCAAGCAGCUUCUGUUCCAGUAGUUUACUCUACAGCCUACUACGCUUUGAUUGUCCGCGCAAAUCUCAGGCCAGGGGAAUCUGUCCUCAUCCACUCCGGAUCAGGGGGAGUUGGUCAGGCAGCCAUCUCCAUCUGUCUUAAAAUGGGUUGUGAAGUGUUCACGACAGUAGGGACGAAAGAGAAGAGGGAAUACCUUAUGGCGACCUUCCCUGAUCUGAAACCACAGAACAUCGGCAACUCUCGAGACUUAUCUUUUGAACAAAUGGUAAGCUAGACGAUAUUUGGCGAUAUUCGGUGAUGUCAAAUUUCCAAUUUGACAUCACCGAACUUCUUGUUGAACAGUUAAUACGCCUUGACGUUAGCUGUAGUUCUUUCCUUUUUCGACGUGGCAUCUCAUCGGUGGAAAAGGAAUUAGUCUGUUUGGGUAUGAUGAUAAUUUGCAGUAUUUUGACAAAAAAAUCACGUUUAAAAGAGCUCUAUGGUAUUAUAAGCCUCAACACCAAUUUUGCCCUUCUCAAUUGAAAAGCUCGCUAAAGUUUACCUUUCAAUCAUAUUAAGGUGAUGCACAGAACUAAUGGGCGUGGCGUGCACGUUGUGCUCAAUUCGCUGGCCGAAGAAAAGCUGCAAGCUAGUUUACGAUGCUUGGCGCGACAUGGCCGCUUCCUCGAAAUUGGAAAAUAUGACUUGUCAAACAACACUCCUCUGGGCAUGGCUUUGUUUCUUAAAAACGUUUCCUUCCACGGAAUCCUGUUGGAUGCUAUUUUUGAAGAGGACAACUCGGAGUGGAUCGAAGUUUCAAAACUUUUUACAGAAGGAAUUAAGUCAGGUAAUUAAGGAACUACGAAUAUCACUUAUUUGUGUGCCACCUUAUAAAAAAUAGGUGCAAACAGGUUCGAAGAAGGUGUCUGAGAUUGAAAAGGAUUUUCCGGUGUUAUCUUUACAGGUGCAGUACGACCUUUGAAAACCACAGUGUUCGACCGCGACGAAAUUGAGCCCGCCUUCCGUUUCAUGGCUCAGGGCAAACACAUUGGAAAGGUAGUCAUUCAAGUCAAACCAGAAGACGAGACCAAAUCAGUGGUCAAACUUAUGGCGCAUGCGCGCAGCAUGUGCGACCCUCGUAAGAGUUAUGUAGUCACCGGAGGCCUGGGUGGCUUUGGUCUGGAACUUGCGCAUUGGCUGGUUGAGAGAGGUGCACGUAAUCUGGUUCUGACAAGUCGCAGAGGUAGGGGUCUCGCAAGCUUGUGGCAUGAUUUUAAAAAUGCUUUUGAAGUAGACAUCUUCGUUUCCUUUCAGUCGUGUUCAAGUUGAAUACGUGACAACAAAUAGAAUUCAAAACAACGCUCUGGUUGUCGCAGAGAAUUCUACUUCGGGUCUUCUUAGAGAGCGAUAUUCAACGAGAUUUGAACACAGUUGAUUGUUAUAUUGUGAUGUGGUUAGGAUAAGAAAGUAUUAUUUAGCGAGGUGUGGAAAAGUGUUCCGUGUACUGCUUGGGUCAUUUCCUGAUUUUGUUUCUCGUUUGUUUGUUUUUCCUGUCACACGCAAUGACUAUGAUCUUUUUUCACAGGUAUCCGUACCGGUUACCAGGCUCGUCGCAUCAAAGUAUGGCAGGAAAUGGGUGUGAAAGUACUUUCACUGACGGAUGAUGUUGGCACAAAAGAAGGCGUGGCUUGUAUCCUGAAAAAGGCUUGCGAACUUGGCCCCUUGGGAGGAAUCUUCCAUUUGGCAGUGGUACUGAGGGAUGGUUUGCUCGAGAAUCAAACCAUCGAGGCAUUCCAGGCGGUCAACAAACCCAAGUAUCAUGGCACAAUAUACCUUGAUCAGAUGACUCGACAGAAGGAUAUUGCUGAGGAGCUUCAUUGGUUCGUGGUGUUCUCGUCCGUGUCCAGUGGGCGCGGUAAUGCUGGCCAGAGCAACUACGGCUUUGCCAACUCAGCUAUGGAGAGAGUCUGUGAAGAUCGUGUGAAGAAAGGUCUCCCUGGAGUCGCGAUUCAGUGGGGUGCUAUUGGAGACGUGGGCCUUAUUCAGGUUGGUAACUCUCACUAGACCCAUAAGGGAUAACUUAAAAUCCGUUCGUCUUUGACCUUUACACCUACAUCAGUGUGCAUAUUCCCCAUACUGUUAUUUAUACAUUUUCCAAAGUGCUGAUAAGUUCUUUAGUUGGUGUUCAUUUCCUCUUCUUCCGUAACCUUGGGUUAGGGUUAGAUUCAGGGCUAAUAUUGUAAGGAAAAUUUAUAUGCCAGUCACUCUUUGGGGUCAAAAGGUUAAGUUCCACCCACCUCCGCGGCUAAACUAGCUUGUAGGUGUAUCUUUGUUUAGAAGAAAUAUUUUGAAAGGCACGUCUGUGUUUAGAAGAGACAUUUGAAAAAGGAAUACGUUUUUCUGACCCACACACACACACACACACCCCCCCCCAGCCUCUCUCCCCUUGGGCCCGCUUCCUGCUCAGUAGGCUGUUCAAUCAUAGGUACAUCAUUCGAAAAUGUUAGUCUUUCCCUUUUGUUUGUCUUUUGUUUUCCUGUUAAGAAGGUUAUCAGUCUCCAAGUAAACUUUUUUGUCGUGCUUUAUGUGUCACAGGAUACCAUGGGUGGCUCAAAUGAGACUGUCAUUGGUGGUACUCUUCCACAGCGCAUAAGUAGCUGCUUAGCUGUGCUGGACAGAUUCUUAUCGCAGACUCACCCAGUGAUGUCAUCGUACAUUUUAGCAUCCAAGAUAACGAGCAAGGGAGAUAAGGGGUCUGGAUCCGACCUGGUUGGAGCUGUAGCACAUAUUCUUGGAGUGAAAGAUGUUUCUACAAUUAACCCUGACACGACCUUAGCUGACCUUGGUAAGAUAGAUCAAAAUCGUCUUUAAUGAGACUACCAUGUAAUUAUCUAACAAUAUCCAAAUAAUGGAUUGCAACUGAUAUAUUAAGACGCCACGGAAUUUUGAAACGAUUUGAACACUUAUUUAGGAUGGUGAAGGUCAGGUAGGAAUGCAGAAAGAACGCAGAAAGAACGUCUUCUAUCCUUUGCCAAGAUUUUACUGCUAGUUGGUUGAGUGACUGUGAUCUUGACACUGAUCUUGACAUAGUCUUGACAUUGUCAUUUUCAAUGCUUUAGAUUUAAAAAACUUAGCCAAACUGGUUAAAAGGUGGCUAAAGGCUUUAUAUCAGAAAACAACAAUAUUCUUACAUGUUUGAUUUAUCUCCCAACAGGCCUUGAUUCUCUCAUGGGAGUUGAAGUCCGCCAGACCUUGGAACGAGACUUUGACAUUCAAAUGACUAUGAAAGACGUGCGGCUGCUGACGGUGAAUAAAAUGCGGGAGCUGACCAGCGGUGAUGCACCCGAGGAAUCUGAGAAAGGAAAGACCACUGAAGAAACCGAAGCUUACCUUCCAGAGAUUGGCAAACAAUCAUUGGUGCAAAUGAAUGAUGUGAAAAAUGGACAGAAACCGCUUUUUAUAAUCCACAAUAUCAAUGGCACAGUGGAGCCGUUGCGUACCCUGGCUAACAAUCUUUCUUUCCCCGUGAUCGGCCUGCAGUACUCCUUGACGUCCCCCAAGGAUUCGAUCCAGUCUCUCUCGGCCAGCUAUAUUAAAUGCAUCCGGGAGAUUAUCCCUCAGGGCCCUUACCGCUUGGCUGGUUACUCGUUUGGGGCGUCAGUGGCAAUAGAAAUGGCAUUGCAACUGGAAAAGACCUUAGAGGUAGAGAGCUUAAUCUUAUUGGAUGGAUCACACACCUAUGUUGCAGCACAUACAGUGUGGCAUAGAAACAGGUUGUCCCUUCAACCCAAAGGAUCUUGGGAACCAAGGGCUGUGGCAGAAGGCCUGAGUGCCCUAGCACCGCAGUACGCACCUGUUGACAAAGCCAAACUCCUAGAAGUUCUUCAGAAAGUAACCACCAUUGACAAACAAAUUCAAUUAACAGCUGACGUUAUAUCUGAAGCGAAUUCAGCGUUAGCCAAAGAGAGUGUUGUCAGGUUCAUCACGAGUUUUAUGGCUUUGUUGCGCAUGGGCGAAGAAUACAAGCCGGCUUCGCGACUCCAUGGCAACGUACAUCUUGUUCGCGCCAAAACUGUAAACGAGAUGGGCAGGGGUCUUGGUGACGACUUAAGUCUGCGCGAGGUGUGCAGUGGUCAGUUGAGCGUGAGCUGGGUCGAGGGUGAUCACGAGACGUUCCUUCAGAACGAGAGCAGCAUGGAAGUCGCAAACAUCUUAACUAAGGCUUUGAGAAGUUGAACUUGAUCAAGGUUGCCAUAGCGAUCAAGGUUGCUUAAAGCACAAAAGUGAGCCAAAAAAAAAUUUUUUAACAGUGCAUUUUUGUCUGUCAUGACACCAUCUUUGAAGCCGUCUAAAGUUCAUUUCAUAGGAGUGGAUUUAAGUAGACUUGGUUUUAAUGAGUGUUAUGUUUAGAUGAAGCACUACAGAUUACUUGGAAAAUACUGGUCUCGAAAAUUUGGUAGCUGUAGUCAAAGUGAAGUGUUUGUAGAUCAAAGACAAUUACAAAGUUUGUCAUUCGUUGAAAGUGGAAUUUGGAGAUGGGAAUUGUAAGUAGUUUUAUUCCGAUUGUCAAUUAAUGUUUGAACUACAUUAUUUCACAGAAAUAGGAUAUCAAAAUAGAAACCAUAUUAGAAGAUAUUUGAAAUUUUUACAUGCGGUUUUUUUACUGAGGUUUGUUGAUAAAUAUUAGAAGGAGGAACACAACACCUAUCGUUGGUUAACUGUUCGUGAAGGUACAUGAAUUAACAUGGGUCUUAACCCUUUGACCCUAAGAGUGACAAGCAUCUAUUUUCUCCUUAUAAGAUCGCCCCUAAAUCACUCAUUAAGGUUAUGAGAGUGAAGUAAAUGAUCACCAAAUUAACAAGCUCUUGAUUAUUAAACAAAUUCUCUUUUAUCUGCACCUUAGGAAAUGUAUGAAUGACAGUAUGGAGAAUAUGCAUAUUGAUGUUAGGGUGUAAAGGGUUAAUGAAAUAAACUUUUCUAAAGAAC